AUGCAAUUUGCUUAUAAUAAUAAAUUCAAACCAACCAAGAAUGAUUUCCAAUCAAAGUUGAAAAAAAAUUUAGGUAAAAUUUCAUUUAUUAUAACCCUGGUAUUUGUUUUCCUAUUAAUAAUUUACAAAACAACAUUAUCAUAUUCUUCAAAUUCAAUAAAAUCUAUAUAUCCCAAAUAUCAUAGUUUUUACAAAAAUGAUAUUCCAACUAAAUCAUCAUUAAUUUUCCCAAGUGUGGAACAUGCUCCAUUAUUAAGAGAAUUAACUAUUGAUAAAUUAUUUAAUACUCAAUUAGAUCAAGCUGGUAAUAAAAAAUAUUUAUUUUCAGAUUCUUUUGAUGAUGAAACAACAAAACAAAAAAAUGAAGAAGAUUCAUCAAAUCAAAUGCUUAAAGUUAAAAAUUCAUUCCUUAAUCAUGGGAAAUUAAAAUUUAAUGGCCCCGAGACACCAGAAAUUAUAAUUGUAACAGGUAUAGAUUUUGAAAAAUAUGAAUUAAGUCAUCUAACAAAAAUUGUUCAAAAUAGAGUUAAUUAUUCACAAAAAAAAGGGUAUGGUUUAUAUAUAAAUUGGAUUCAACAAUAUACUCCAUUAUUAAAAGAUACUGGAUCUUCAAAAGAAUGGGCAAAAUUAUUUUUAUUAAGAUCUGCUCAAUAUGCUUUCCCAAAUGCAAAAUAUUUUUGGUAUUUAGAUGAAGAUGCCUUGAUUAUGAGAUAUGAUAUUGAUUUAUAUAAAUACUUGUUGGAUCCAAAAGUUCUUGAUCCAAUAAUGUUAAGAAAUCAACCAAUAAUACCACCAAAUGGUGUUAUUCAUACUUUUAAAAACACAAAGGCAGAAAAUGUUCAAUUAAUUAUAACUCAAUCAUCAUCAGAUUUAAACUUAAAUUCAUUUAUAAUUAAAAAUGAAUUCAUUUCCAAAAGCUUGCUUGAAUUCUGGUCAGAUACUUUAUUUAGAACUUAUCAUAAUUUUCCAAAAAAUGGUGAAAGUGCAUUAACUCAUAUUUUACAAUGGCAUCCUAUUUACCUUGCGAGAACUGCAAUUAUCCCACCAAGAACUAUUGCUGGAUUACAUACUCAAAUGGAAUUACCUGAAGGUGGUGAUGAAUUUCAUUAUUCUGAGGGAGAUUUUGUUGUUAGUUUAAGAGAUUGUUCAAUUAGAAAAAGUUGUGAAAGUGAAAUUGAUUUAUAUUGGUCAAAAUUGGAAGGUAAAUAA
Molecule: messenger RNA, 1209 nt
Organism: Hansenula ciferrii
Lineage: Eukaryota; Fungi; Ascomycota; Saccharomycetes; Phaffomycetales; Wickerhamomycetaceae
Gene: MNN11
Product: alpha-1,6-mannosyltransferase
Exons: 1
Coding region: 1-1209 (402 amino acids)
Biological process (GO): protein N-linked glycosylation
Cellular component (GO): Golgi membrane; mannan polymerase complex
Molecular function (GO): alpha-1,6-mannosyltransferase activity
Source: RefSeq, a predicted model, not a curated record